Messenger RNA from Fomitopsis serialis, 682 nucleotides. RefSeq names its product DNL zinc finger-domain-containing protein. The transcript is spliced from 2 exons. Gene Ontology annotation, molecular function: protein-folding chaperone binding; zinc ion binding. The coding region runs from base 82 to 588 and encodes 168 amino acids. NCBI's taxonomy places the organism in Eukaryota, Fungi, Basidiomycota, Agaricomycetes, Polyporales, Fomitopsidaceae. Gene Ontology annotation, biological process: protein stabilization; protein folding; protein import into mitochondrial matrix. Gene Ontology annotation, cellular component: mitochondrion. The record is from RefSeq and is a predicted model, not a curated record.
CACAGAGCUCUCGUUUGAAACGUUGACCAUCCUCGCCGCUUUUUACACUGGGUUGAGCUCCUCUCCGACACGCACGACAACAUGAGCGCACUACGGUCUUGUGUGCAGCGCUCUAUGGGCUCAUCUUUCACGUCGACAAUCCGUCCCGGCUUCCACGUACCUCCGCAUUGGCGAUUUGCUGCGCCCCAGGCAGCGUCACUCCGCUCUCAGCGGUUCUUCUCAUCCGCACUACCAAGAGCAGACGAUGCGGCCUCGUCGUCUUCGGGCUCUAAGCCCCCGGAGUCUAGUAAUGAGGUGACGUUCAAGACAGAGGACCCCCGUCUCUCUUUGACCUUCACAUGUAUGGUGACGGCGUGCGGCAUGCGGUCAUCGCAUAUGUUCACGAAACGGAGCUAUGAGAAGGGUAUAGUCAUUGUCCAAUGUCCGGGGUGCAAGAAUCGGCACCUCAUAGCAGACCAUCUUGGGUGGUUCAAGGAGAGCACAGAGGACGGGAAGCUGAAAACCGUCGAGGACCUGAUGCAUGCGAAGGGAGAGAAGGUCAGGCGUGGUGUGGUGAACGAUGACGGUGUACUUGAGUAUUCGGAGUAACCGUCCUGCCAGUCUCAUGCCUUGUAACAACCUACGUUAUUUUCUCUUGCUAGAUUGAGUUCGAAAGCUAUGUUGUCAACGUUGUGCUCAUAAA